Molecule: messenger RNA, 675 nt
Organism: Thelazia callipaeda (thelaziosis nematode)
Lineage: Eukaryota; Metazoa; Nematoda; Chromadorea; Rhabditida; Thelaziidae
Source: the annotation of a GenBank genome assembly
AUGACCAUAUUUGGGCGUGGUGAAGCCCUGAAAAAAGAAAAUGCUAAAGAAAGUAACGGUCAUUCAGGUGCUACUAAGCCAACAGCAUUAAUUGAUGGUGUGACAACACCAGCACAAGGUUUUGGAAUCCGUUCAUAUCUUCAUCAAUUCUACCAAUCUCCAACGGUUGAAGAUAUCGAAUCUGCUGGAGCAUGGUAUCUUUUGCCACCACCACCAGCACAACGAAGAGGAUUUUGGCUUUGUCGUUUGUUGACCGUUUUUGGAUUAUUUUUGCUGAUUGGAGGAGCAGUUGCUAUCGUUGUAGGCUACACUUGGCCUCAUGAAGGCGUGGAAGAAUCCAUCGUGCGAAUUGCCAUUUAUCAAGACGAAGAUGGAAAUUUCUAUAUUCCACCAGAAAAACUCUCGGAAUUAUUGCAAGACCCAAUGCGUCGCUGGAAAAUGAUUGGUUUAUGCAUAUUUGCCAGUGGCGCUAUAUUAUUAGCCAUUAGUUUACUAAUUUCAACUUUGGCACAUUUUUUCAAAAGUAAACGUCUUGCGGUAUUUGACAGUGAAGAUAGUACUCCAAAUGAACCCGCAAUACGUAUUUACCCAGCGGUUGGUACAAAAACUGGUCAGAAUUCUAAUAAUGCCCCAAAUAAUGAUGGAAAAUACGCUAAAAUUAGUCCACACACGUAA